This is a messenger RNA of Miscanthus lutarioriparius, 3285 nucleotides long. The record is from the annotation of a GenBank genome assembly. Lineage: Eukaryota; Viridiplantae; Streptophyta; Magnoliopsida; Poales; Poaceae.
AUGCCUGCGGCGGCCGUUCCCGGAGGCGGCGGCGCCGCCGACGCCGAGGAGCUGUUCCGCACCAAGCGCAUCCCAGAGAUUCGCGCGGCUGAGGGCGCCACCCGACGCGAGAUCUCCGCCAAGGAGGAGGAGCUCCGGCAGCUCGUCGGGCGCAGCUACCGCGACCUGCUCGACUCCGCGGACUCCAUCCUCCUCAUCAAGCAGUCCUCCGAUGCCAUAUCCGACAACCUCGCCCGCAUCUCCGGCUCCUUGCCGUCGCUCUCGCCGCCCCCUGAACCCUCUCCCGCCGUAAGCGCCGCCUCGCCGUACCCAUCUGCUGGAGGGCGCGCGAGGCUGUACGCGCUGUCCGCGCGCGCCAAGUACCUGGUUGACACGCCGGAGCACAUCUGGGGCCGGCUCGACGAGGGCCUGCUCCUGGAGGCGGCGGGUCGGUACCUGCGGGCUCAGGUCGUGCACGGGCGGCUCUCCCGCGACGCAGCGGCCGCCGCGCGGUUCCCACUCCUCGCGCACCAGGCGCAGCUCGUGGAGGCGUUCCGGCCGCAGAUCGCCCAGCGCGCGCGCGAGCGCCUCGCCGACCGCCGCCUCCCUGUAGCGGCUCACGCUGACGCGCUUGCGGCCGUGGCCGCCAUCGACGCCCCGUCGCUUGCCCCGGCACAGGCGCUCCUCCUCUUCCUCACCUCGCGCCGCGUUUGGAUCUCCCAAGCCCUAGUUGGGCUCGCCUCGGAUCUGUCAUCCUACACCUCUGUGCUGUGCGAUAUCGCGAGGAUCGUGCGGAUCACGCUUGGCCACGUUGGACAGUUGUUUGUGCCUGCACUCAGUGAUAUGCCUUUGUUCUUCAAGACGGUGCUUGAGAAGAUGCCGCCUGAGCAGUUGUUCGGUGGCAUUCCGGACCCUGAUGAUGAAGCACGGUUGUGGAAGGAGCACAUGAACCAGCUUGAGGCUACAAUGGUGCUGCUUGAGCCAGAUGCCAUUGCAGGGGCCUGUACGGAUUGGCUCAAGGAAUGUUGCACUGAAAUUUUUGGUGUGAUUGCUGGUGAGCAAAAGUUGGUUGAUGCCAUUGGGAGUGGGGAGCUGCUUGGAUCAGUGCAAAGGCUUGUACGUGAUGCACUAGAUGGGAGGGACGGGUUGGAGGGAAGUUUGGAGCAGUGGCUGAAGAGUGUCUUUGGGUCAGAUAUUGAGUCGCCAUGGGAUCAGAUCUGUGGGUUGAUCUUGAAGGACGGCAAGGAUAUUUUUGAGGAUUGGAUGGAGGAAGCAUUUGUGCGGCGGAUGAAGGACAUUGUGCAUUCAGAGCUUGAUAGAUUGGGUGCUAGUGUUAACAUGAAGGAAUCAGUUUACGCUAUUGGUGCCAAUGCUGAUCCAAAGGAUGCUGGAGAUUUCCUUGCAUACCUGCGGAAAUCUUCAAAGGGCGGUGGUUUCUGGUUCUCAGAGUCUAAGAUCAAGAAAGGCGGAGUUUUGGCACACUUGAAACCAAUUGCUGAUGAAAAUGAUUUCCAUAGCUGCCUAACAUCGUAUUUUGGGCCAGAAGUUAGUCGGAUCAGGAGUGCAGUUGACAGUAAAUGCAAAAAUAUCCUGGACGAUCUGUUAAGCUUUGUGGAGUCACAUAAUUCAGCCCCAAGGCUGAAGGAAUUGGUGCCAUACCUCCAGGAGAAAUGCUACAGGACCAUCUCGGGAGUACUGAAAGAAUUAGAAGCUGAGCUCAGAAAGCUCUCUGCUUUGUUGGGAACCAAAAAGGAGGGUAACGACAUACCUGCAGCUUCUAUUAUAGCGGAGAGGUCUCUCUUCAUUGGUCGUCUCUUUUUUGCGCUGAGAUACCAUUCAAGUCAUGUACCCCUGAUACUAGGUUCUCCAAGGGAGUGGGUAAAGGAGGCGGGUGGUGCAGCAUUUGCCAAGUUAUCAUCACCUACACCAAGACAUUCAAGGGCAUCUUUUGAUUCUUUGGUUUCUUUUACACCCAGAAGGCGCACAUUUGACAGUCCCAGGAGUCCUGGAAGGCAAUUAUCGGAUAGCCCCAGAAGACAAACUAUUGCUGCUGCAGUAUCUUUGUUUGGCGCUGAUGAUAGAUCCAAUCCUAGACUUGAUGAACUCAAUAAGACCCUGCAAUCACUUUGCAUCAUGGCUCAUAAUGUAUGGAUAGCAUGGGUGUCCACUGAAUUAUGUCACAUUCUUUCAUAUGAUCUCAACAAAGAUGAUUCACUAUCCUCUUCAACUCCUUUGAGGGGCUGGGAAGUCACAGUAAUUAAACAAGAGGAAACAACUGAGGGUCCCUUGGAGAUGCAAAUAGCUCUUCCAUCGAUGCCUUCAUUGUACAUCAUAUCCUUUCUUUAUCAAGCAUGCCUGGAGAUUCAUAAGGUUGGAGGGCACAUCCUGGACAGGAUUAUUUUGCAGAAUUUUGCAUGGGAGCUACUGCAGAAGGUCAUCAAUAUUUAUGAAAAUUUUCUUUCAUCUGUUGAAUCUGGGAAUUCUCCGGUUUCAGAGAAAGGAAUUCUGCAAAUACUGCUAGACUUGCGUUUCAUUGGUGAUGUCCUAUCAGGAGGUAAAAGUUCUUCCACCAACACUACUGAAAUGCAGACAAAUUCUUUGCCAAGCACCGUCACCAAGACUUCCUUCAGGAGAAAACAGUCACAAUUACAGGCAGACUCAGCUGUCAUAGAGCCUAUAAACAAGUUAGUCAACAGGCUCUCACAGAGAUUGGAUCCUAUAGACUGGGCCACGUAUGAACCUUACCUGUGGGAGAAUGAGAAGCAAUCUUACAAGCGUUAUGUUGUUCUUUUUGGUUUUUUGGUCCAACUGAAUCACAUGUACACUGGUACUGUACAAAAAUUACCAACGAAAUCAAAUACAAAUUCAAAUAUCAUGAGGUGCUCUCAGGUUCCAAGAUUCAAGUACCUACCAAUCAGUGCCCCAGCUAUAUCAUCAAGAUCACACAAAUCGUCACUACAGUCGCCAUCUAGCGACUCCACAUCUAAAAAUCCUUGGAAAUCCUAUUCAAAUGGAGAUAGAUCUACUACACCAGAGUUUGAUGAUAAUGCAAGUCUUGUCGGUGCUGCUCCAUUGCUUAAGUCAUUUGUUACCCAGGUGGGGAGCAAAUUUGGGGAGAACACAUCAAGAUGGGGGUCUAUGCUCUCUGACGGGCAGAAUGAUGCCACAUUGCUGGUCCAGUGUUGCUUGGCAUAUCCUGCCAUGCCUCUUCGCAAUCUUAUUGUGACUAGACAGCGUCGUGGAGAAGCUCAGGAAAUUAUGAUGGAAAAGAUGAGAUUUAUUCUAUAUCGGCUGCCCACAGGUUGA